Molecule: messenger RNA, 1230 nt
Organism: Quercus lobata
Lineage: Eukaryota; Viridiplantae; Streptophyta; Magnoliopsida; Fagales; Fagaceae
Product: protein FAR1-RELATED SEQUENCE 5-like
Exons: 4
Coding region: 1-1230 (409 amino acids)
Biological process (GO): regulation of DNA-templated transcription
Molecular function (GO): zinc ion binding
Source: RefSeq, a predicted model, not a curated record
AUGGCUAAGGCAAUAGCAGAGGUAUUUGUUGAAUCGAAUCAUCGUUUAUGUGUAUGGCAUAUUUAUCAAAAUGCUGCUAUGAAACUAAGUCAUGUAUUUCAUUCAUCAAAGCACUUUGCAACUGAUUUGAGCACUUGUAUGUAUGAUUAUGAAGAUGAAGAUGAAUGGCUAGUUGCAUGGAAUAAUAUGCUUGAGAAAUAUGAUCUUACUAAUAAUAAAUGGUUGUGUGGGAUAUUUGAUCUAAAAGAAAAAUGGGCCAUGGUAUAUGGUCGACAUAUGUUUACUGCUGAUAUGAAAAGCACCCAACGUAGUGAGUCAAUGAACAAUGUGUUGAAAAAAUACUUGAAAUCGAAAUAUAAUUUUUUGCCUUUUUUGGAACAUUACUCUAGAGUCUUGGUUGAUAGAAGACGUCAAGAACUACAAGCCGAGUUCAAAAUGAGGCAGACAACACCAGUUUUACAACUUGAUGUGGAGAUGUUGAGACAUGCUGUAAAGUUGUACACCCCAAAAAUGUUUAAAAUGUUUCAAGAUGAAUAUAUGAAGAUGGGGGAUUGUACAAUUUUCAAGGUUAGUAAAUCUGAUACUAUCAUUGAAUACAAAGUUAAAUAUAGGCAAAAAACUCAAGAGCACCUUGUUAAAUAUGAAGCCUCAACAACUAAUGUUCAGUGUAGUUGCAUGAAGUUCAGUUUUGUAGGAAUUCUUUGUGUCCAUGCUUUGAAGGUUCUUGACAAAAAAAACAUUCAGAUACUUCCAACUCAUUAUAUAUUGAAAAGAUGGACACAAGAUGCAAAACUUGGUUCUAUCAAGAACUAUCAUGGUGUUGAUAUUAAAGGUAAUGCUCAAGAGUCAUUGGGAAAGCGUUACUCUCAUUUAUGUCACAAUUUUCGUGAAGUUUCCAUACUUGCAGCAGAAUCUGAGAUUAUGUAUGAUUAUGCCAAAAAAUGUUCUGAAACAUUAUUGAAGGAUUUGCAAGAAAUGAGGAAAAAAUGUUAUUCCCUUAGCAUGGAGGAUCAUUCAAAGGUCCAUGAUGAAGUUGUUCUUGAGGAUGCCAAUUCCUCAUUUGACAUUAAUUCUCUUGAAGAAAAUAGUAAUGUUGAACAAGUUUCACAGUUGGUGGAUAAUUUCACUCAGGAAUCUGUCUUUUGUAGUCAUUUGGUUGGACAAGACUAUGUUGUUGGACAUAUUGUUGAGACAAAUCAGGUUUCAGUAGCUCUUGAUGAUAAUUUAUAA